AUGAUAGACAACGCCGAUUGUGACGAUUUUGAUUGGGGAACCAAAGUGUUUGAGUUCACGAUGCACCAUCUGAAGAAAUCCACCCAAUAUCGAAAACAGAUCCACAAAGCCGGGAAACCAGUGACUGGUGGCUACCUCUACAGGUGCUACGGGUUUAUCCUUGCACUCCAACUUUGGUUUUACGAGGUUUGCACCUCUGCAGAUGGUGUCAUUUGCACAUGCCUAAGCGAAAAUGACAUGCCCAGAAUGCUCAAAUGGGAAGUACGUGGUAGUCACAACUGUGCCUUCAUGCAAAGAAUAUUUUCAAAUUUGGAUUCCAGCAAGUUCAAGAACGUGAUACCCACCGACGAAGAGAAACACACGUUGUUUAUCAAUGAUUUUUUCAAGAGCAAGAAUGAGUUUAAUCGUGAUGAAAUCCCGACAACCGACCACCAUCAGCAGAAAAGUGAAGCAGACGUCAUAAAACGUCUUGACAGACUUACCCAUGAGGUUGAAACUCUGAAGCAAAUUUUCCUUGACUUUUCCAACCGGGUAUUUGCAGAAUUUGCCUUAUUCAAGGAAAAGUUCAAUAUUCUUGAGCAGUCUGCACCAGUUAGCGGCGAUAUGUUUGAUCAAGUUGACGUAUUUUCUCCCCUCAACACGCAAUUUUUUGAGGAGGUUGAUCGAAGUACGGAGGAAAAAUUGAGGAAUGCAUCAAAAAGCAAAGAACCGGAUCUUGCACUCCCCAAAGUUGAUAUCCCGAUGGUUGCAGAUGAUGGAAAGGCAUUGAUUAGUUCUCAGCCGUCCUUUGAUUUAGGUCUCACACCCAUAGACCCAUCAAAACUGAACAACAAACCACCACAGGAAAAUCCAAUGGAUAUCAUAACAAAAGUUGUGCAUGAGAUGGAAACUGGAGAACUUGGAAAGACAAUCGAAAUACAACCUUCUUGCUACGACGUUGUCCUCGUACCUAACCCACCAACCAUGCAGAUUGGGACAUCAAAGACAAUAGAAAAACCCAAGAAACGCCGUUGUGUGAGGAAAGGAAUUCCGCGAACAAAAUCGUGUCCGUUUGACGUUGAUUUCUGGGAAAAACCUGAGCGGACAAGCGAUUUUAUAAAGUGGUAUCUGACUGGUAUGCUCAAGACAGCACUCAAGUUUAAAGACGGGUAUAUUCGCUACGGUGUGAGAUCCAAAGUUCUGAAACCACCGUUUGAUUUUAAUGUUGCCAUGAUAUGUGAUAAAAAUUGGUUUUGCACCAUGUACGAGUCAGGAUGCUUCCUUGAUAGCAGCCACAUGGAUGUCUUGUUCUACUACCUGAGGAAGAUUGGUGUGCAUGGUACUAGUGCUGAGGUUAGGUACACGACGACUGAUGUGAUGUUUGACCAACACAUCAAGUCGUUAUAUGCUAUAUACCUGUCACAGUCCUGCAAUACUACUCUAUGCAGUGUUCAUGAUAUUAUCACUGACUACAUUAUGGGUUAUAGACUUAUAUGUGGAAAGUCAUGGUUUGAUGUUGAUCACAUCUUGUUUCCGAUGCACGUAGAAGUCAGUGGUAUUGGUCAUUGGAUACUGGGUAUAUUGACAUUCAGCAAUAUGAAAUUUUGGGUUUAUAACUCGUACCGGUCAGUUGAAGUUGAUGAGAUUAUUCUAGAAAGUGUGCAGGCGUAUGUUAGAUUGCUUCCAAUUUUCCUUGUCUUGGUGAAUUUUUACGGAAAAAGGACUGAUGUCAAUACUGAUGCUGGGGGUCGCAUACCAACAGAUGUUAACAGUCCAUUCGAGGUUUUGAUGGCUGCCAACAUCCCACAGCAAGCGGAGAGCGAUUGUGGUAUUUUCGUUGCAUCUUACGCUGAGCACUUCAUAACCAAUGUUGACAUAACUACGAAGAAGUUUAAUGUUGAUAUCGAGAGACAAAGGUACACUUAUUUGUUGUACACACACGGUAGAACGAAGCAGAUCAAUGGUUAUGAAAGUGAUGAUGACCCGCCCGGAUCAAUGCCCGAUGACGUCCGUUUUAGUCUAUUAGCUUGA
Messenger RNA from Striga hermonthica, 2010 nucleotides. NCBI's taxonomy places the organism in Eukaryota, Viridiplantae, Streptophyta, Magnoliopsida, Lamiales, Orobanchaceae. The record is from the annotation of a GenBank genome assembly.